Myotis daubentonii (Daubenton's bat) is the source of this 2786-nucleotide messenger RNA. RefSeq names its product influenza virus NS1A binding protein (gene IVNS1ABP). The record is from RefSeq and is a predicted model, not a curated record. Gene Ontology annotation, molecular function: protein binding. NCBI's taxonomy places the organism in Eukaryota, Metazoa, Chordata, Mammalia, Chiroptera, Vespertilionidae.
CGCGCGCGAGCGGCGGCGGCGGCGGCAGUGUCUCCGGGACGCGCGUGGAGGUCGGUCUGUCGGAGCUGCGGGGCGCAGUUUCUCCGCCGGCUGCUUCCGCGCGGCCGUGCCAGCCAGCGAGCCAGCGAGCGAGUCCCCGCGAGCCCUGGGCGGCGCUCCCCUCUCCCGGCAACCCCCGUGGGCCGAUCGCUCGUCUUCCCGCUCGACCGCUUCCCCCCUCCGCGGCCUCGAGGCGCUUUCCGUUGGGCCUGUACUCGCCCGCUUCCAGCCGCUCCCCGUCGAAGCUCCAGAGAUGAGUUUUUCCAUCUCUUCAGACAUGAACCAGAUUAUGACGCAUGAUUAUCACAGAAGAAAUUCAUGUCUAUAGCUUUUAAGGACUUGAUUACAUCAUUUCCAAGCCUGAUAGUUUUGGAAUCACCAUUAGAGCUUAAGACACCUCUGCCUUCACUUCAACCACCUGUCUUCAUACCUCAAAGAAGUGCUGAGUUUUAACAGUCCUUUGUCCUUGAAUUAUUUAAAACAUCCCAGAAAUACAUUUCUCACCAGUAUAGAAGGCAAAUUUAUAAGGAAAAAUGAUUCCCAAUGGAUAUUUAAUGUUUGAAGAUGAAAAUUUCAUUGAGUCUUCUGUUGCCAAAUUAAAUGCCCUGAGGAAAAGUGGCCAGUUCUGUGAUGUUCGACUUCAGGUCUGCGGCCAUGAGAUGUUAGCACACAGAGCGGUCCUGGCUUGCUGCAGUCCAUAUUUAUUUGAAAUCUUCAAUAGUGACAGUGAUCCUCAUAGAGUUUCUCAUGUUAAGUUCGAUGAUCUCAAUCCAGAAGCUGUUGAAGUCUUGUUGAAUUAUGCCUACACUGCACAGUUGAAAGCUGAUAAGGAAUUAGUAAAAGAUGUUUAUUCUGCAGCCAAAAAGCUGAAGAUGGACCGAGUAAAGCAGGUUUGUGGCGAUUACUUACUGUCUAGAAUGGAUGUUACCAGCUGCAUCUCCUACCGGAACUUUGCAAGUUGUAUGGGAGACUCCCGUUUGUUGAAUAAGGUUGAUGCUUAUAUUCAAGAGCAUUUGUUACAAAUUUCUGAAGAGGAAGAGUUUCUUAAACUUCCACGGCUAAAGUUGGAGGUAAUGCUUGAAGACAAUGUUUGCUUGCCCAGCAAUGGCAAAUUGUAUACAAAGGUAAUCAACUGGGUGCAGCGUAGCAUCUGGGAGAAUGGAGACAGUCUGGAAGAGCUGAUGGAAGAGGUUCAAACCUUGUACUACUCAGCUGAUCACAAGCUGCUUGAUGGGAACCUACUAGAUGGACAGGCUGAGGUGUUUGGCAGUGAUGAUGACCACAUUCAGUUUGUGCAGAAAAAGCCACCACGUGAGAAUGGCCAUAAGCCGAUAAGUAGCAGUUCCACUGGAUGUCUCCCUUCUCCAAAUGCCCCGGUACAAAGCCCUAAGCACGAGUGGAAAAUCAUUGCUUCAGAAAAGACUUCAAAUAACACUUACUUGUGCCUGGCUGUGCUGGAUGGUGUAUUCUGUGUCAUUUUCCUUCACGGGCGAAACAGCCCACAGAGCUCACCAACAAGUACUCCAAAACUAACUAAAAGUUUAAGCUUUGAGAUGCAGCCUGAUGAGCUGAUAGAAAAGCCCAUGUCGCCUAUGCAUUAUGCACGGUCUGGCCUGGGGACGGCGGAGAUGAACGGCAAACUCAUAGCUGCAGGGGGCUAUAACAGAGAGGAAUGUCUUCGAACAGUUGAAUGCUACGAUCCACAUACAGAUCAUUGGUCCUUCCUUGCUCCCAUGAGAACACCAAGAGCCCGAUUUCAAAUGGCUGUACUGAUGGGCCAGCUUUAUGUGGUUGGUGGAUCGAAUGGCCACUCAGAUGACCUGAGUUGUGGAGAGAUGUAUGAUCCAAACAUAGAUGACUGGAUUCCUGUUCCAGAAUUGAGAACUAACCGCUGUAAUGCAGGAGUGUGUGCUCUAAAUGGGAAAUUAUACAUCCUUGGUGGCUCUGAUCCAUAUGGUCAGAAAGGACUAAAAAAUUGUGAAGUUUUUGAUCCUGUAACGAAAUCAUGGACAAGCUGUGCUCCUCUGAACAUUCGUAGACACCAGUCUGCAGUCUGUGAGCUUGGUGGUUAUUUGUACAUAAUUGGAGGUGCAGAGUCUUGGAAUUGCCUGAACACCGUAGAACGUUACAAUCCUGAAAAUAACACCUGGACUUUAAUUGCGCCCAUGAAUGUGGCUCGACGAGGAGCUGGGGUAGCUGUUCUGGAUGGAAAACUAUUUGUAGGUGGUGGCUUUGAUGGUUCUCACGCCAUCAGCUGUGUGGAGAUGUAUGAUCCAACUAGAAAUGAAUGGAAGAUGAUGGGAAACAUGACUUCAGCAAGGAGCAAUGCUGGGAUUGCAGCUGUAGGGAACACCAUUUAUGCAGUGGGGGGAUUUGAUGGCAAUGAAUUUCUGAAUACUGUAGAAGUCUAUAACCUUGAGUCAAAUGAGUGGAGCCCCUAUACAAAGAUUUUUCAGUUUUAACAAAUUUAAGAUUCUUUCAAACUAACAGGCUUAGUGAUGUAAUUGUGUUUAGUAGAGGUACAUUUGUGAAUAAGGAGGGUGGGUGGGUCUAGAGGUUGCUCACAGCAACACAACGCUUUUGCAUAUUGCAUAUUAUUAAACAUGCUGUACAUACUCUUUGUGUUAUUGGGAAAGGAAUGCAAAGUUGAAGAUCUGUUUUGUGUAUUUUUAGGGCUACUUUGGUUAUUUUACUUUUUGGAACUUGUUACUGUAAAAGAAUAAACCAAGAAUUGAUUGGGCACAUCA